Mya arenaria is the source of this 3280-nucleotide messenger RNA. Its product is annotated as cell death abnormality protein 1-like. The record is from RefSeq and is a predicted model, not a curated record. Bases 74 to 3043 code for a protein of 989 amino acids. NCBI's taxonomy places the organism in Eukaryota, Metazoa, Mollusca, Bivalvia, Myida, Myidae. The transcript is spliced from 18 exons. Gene Ontology annotation, biological process: protein dephosphorylation. Gene Ontology annotation, molecular function: protein tyrosine phosphatase activity.
AAGAUUGCUCAGAAACCUUCAACAACGAAUAACUUCGGAUUACAUGUGUCAUCAAUAAUAUUUUUUUUUAAAUAUGACUAUCAUUCAACUGACAGUGGCUUUUAUUGUAACGUUAUAUCUGCCUUUGGAUGUUUGCAACCCUACUGAUAAUCAGUGUCCUGAAUAUUGCAAAUCUUGUACCGGCGUUGGAAGUAACAUAGUGUGCUUUUGCCAAUCAGGAGAGUUUUAUUUUAACAAUACCUGUCUUCCAUGUCGUACUGUUGGGAUUAAUUGUAUAAGCUGUAGCAAUGCGUCACAGUGCGAAGAAUGCAUUAUUGGGAAAUGGGGUGCACGGUGUAAGCAGGACUGUGGAGUUGGUUGUAUAGAUGGAAUAUGUAAUCCUUUAGACGGAUCAUGUACUUGCAUUCAAGGAUAUAUCGGGCAUGACUGUAAGACUCAAUGUUCAUUACAUUGCCUGGGUAACACGUGCUUGGACAAUGGUCACUGUAAUUGUACACCAGGAUAUAUUUUACCAACGUGUACUGCGAAAUGCUACUCUGCUUGUAAGGAAUGCACGAACGCUAGUAUUUGCUCUGUAUGCCAGCCUGGAAAAUUUGGACUGUUUUGUGAAAUGGAAUGCAAAUGCAACGGAAAUGGCUGUGACAUAGUGACUGGUGAAUGCAUUGAUAUAACGUGUCCACAAGCAUGUACAUCAUGCCUUGACAGUAAACAAUGCAAUGGCUGCACUGUUGGUAGGUUUGGAUCAACAUGUAACUACACGUGCCCCGCUAACUGUUUCGGCGGCUGUGUCCAGUCGUCUGGCGUUUGUGACAGACAAUGUAGUAAUUGUAGUGACAAUGAUUGUACACAAAAUGGAGAAUGUAACAAGUGCUACCCAGGAUACUUUGGUACCUUUUGUAACUCAACAUGUCCUUCUGCAUGUUCUGCAAAUUGCAAUCAAGUGGACGGAUCAUGUACUUUAACUUGUCCUUCGAAUUGCUUAAGCUGUUCAGAUAAAACCUCAUGCACUGAAUGCAAGAACCUUUAUUACGGAUUUGUUUGUGCUUUAUUGUGUAGCCCUAUGUGUAAACAGGGCCUCUGUGACAUUCAGUCAGGAUAUUGUGUGGAAUGCAAUUUGUCAUCGAACUACGGUGAUUUUUGCAACACCACCUGUAGAUCCGCAUGUUCAACAAAUGGAUGCGAAAAGCAAACUGGUAACUGUUUUGGGUGCAAGGAUGAGAAAAUGUAUGGAACAUUUUGUAAUAUCACAUGCAACAAAAAAUGCAAGAAUCAAAUGUGUUCACAAGAAAACGGUCACUGUACAAAUGGAUGUAUACCUAAUUAUUAUGGGUCAACGUGUGACAAUAUCUGCUCUGAGAAUUGUGUCGGUUCCACAACAGAAUCAAAAUGCGACUCAAAAGGAAAGUGCAGCAGCGGAUGUAUUGAUGGGUUCAUUGGCGAUACGUGUGCAUCGGAAAGUGAUACGUUGACCAUUAAAACGGAUGCAGCUACAAUAGGAGGUGUAGGAGGGGUUGUGGUGUUGGCUGCGGUCGUCGUUCUUGUUGUUGUAUUUGUUCUAAAACGGAGAAGAAAAGGCAAGCCCUAUGAAGAUAGAAUUGAAGAAAUUAAUCUCGAAUACCACACAACAGACUCAUUGCACGGAGAGAAGCAAGGUGCGAUAAAAGCAACAACCACACGUUUGUUAGCAACAACAAACCCCAGUUACAACCAUGUUUCGGACACAAUCAUGCUUGGUGGUGGUUUAGAAUCAGCAACGGACGAUGAUGAUGAUCUAGAAAUUGAUUUAGACGAAGAGAGAAGGUCCGAGAAAAGGAAACUGACCAAGAAGAUUGAGGAGAACGUUUACUACAUCGGUAUACAGGAUAUAGAGAAGCGGAAAGUGAAAGUGGAGGAACUGGCGGCUUUUGUGGCUGGAAAGACUUUGGAUUACUACGAGAAGGAAUUUGAUAAAUUCUCUGACGGUCUCACAAGGAUCUGUGAGGCUGCAAAAUUACCUCAAAACAGGGCGAAAAACAGAUACAAGGGAUUAUAUGCAUAUGAUGCUACAAGGGUGAAAGUGGCUGGUUUUGAUACUGAUUACGUCAAUGCUAACUACAUCGAUGGUUUCAAAGAGAGAAAUGCGUAUAUUGCUUCGCUUGGUCCAAUGUCGAAACAGAUGGGCGACUUUGCUAUGUUCUGGAAUAUGAUUUGGCAACAGAAGGUGGAGAAGAUUGUCAUGGUUACGAACUUGAUGGAGGAAGGGAAGGAAAAAUGCGAGCAGUACUGGCCCAAUGUUGGGAUUACUAUAAACUACAGCGGGGUGAUGGUCACCUGUCAGAACGAGAAUGAGUAUGCAGAUUUCACGAGGAGGUUGCUGCUCUUAAAUGACGGCAAAUCUGAGAGGCAGCUGCACCACCUACACUUCACGGCCUGGCCUGAUAGGGGAAUCCCAGAGGACGUAACAGCGCUGAUUGAGUUCCGACAUAGAGUGCUCCAUGUUCCUGCCCAUCUCGGCGGUCCAACGCUGGUCCAUUGCAGUGCGGGAAUCGGUCGAACAGGGACAUAUAUUGCGUUAGAUAUUCUAACAAAGGAAGGUAAUUCGAACAAGGCCAUUGAGAUUCCAGGAUGCAUCAUCAAUAUGAGACAGAACAGGCCAAACAUGGUCCAGACUGCGGAACAGUACAAGUUUCUACACCUUGCCCUGGUUCACACCCUGACCUUAAACAGUGAGCAGAUAUCACGAAAACAGUUCCAGAACUACAUGAUCGAGACCAACAAGGACGAUCUUAUCACGCAGUUUAAGAAAAUAACGGACACUCCCCACGUUCACACUGACGAUGAAAUCGUUGCUAUAGAACGAAACAAGUCUGAGAAAGGAAGGAACAGAAGUGGAGCAGAUAUUCCAGGCGAUGAAAACCGCCCUCGACUUUAUGUAGGCGUAAGACAUGGAGCUUCAGACUAUGUCAACGCUGUCUUUGUUCAUGCGUUUCAGGCGAAUCGGAAAUACAUUCUCGCCCAGUCUCCGAUGCCAAAUACUGUACAGGACUUCCUUACUUUGGCAUAGUCCUUGCCUCAUCGUCAAAAGUCUGUAAUAAGUCGACUCGAUGAAAGAACAUGAUAUGAACUGUUCUCUUUUGCUGCCAUUUUUUACCCAGACAGAAGAGAUAUGGGUGAAUAUUAUCCAGCGGACAAUCAAGUGCUCAAGAAAGGUCAACUGUCUGUUGCAUGUGGUAGGGAUAAGGUCGCGAACGAGUAUAGUAUCCAGAAAGGACUAACUAUUGAGUUCAUGGGAAGCACACAG